Molecule: messenger RNA, 438 nt
Organism: Mesorhabditis belari
Lineage: Eukaryota; Metazoa; Nematoda; Chromadorea; Rhabditida; Rhabditidae
Source: the annotation of a GenBank genome assembly
AUGAUCGCUUUUGGAAUACAUCAAGAGAGUGUGAAUCUGUUGAUCCCGGGAGUCCCAUCAGCGGUUUCGAGCGGAUUCUUCGCCCAGUACACCGCCGACAAAACCGAUGCGCAGGCGCGAGCCGAUGCGCUCACUUAUAUUGACCACCUAUCGGAUGCGAACAUUCGCACGUCUCUCCGGAAUUUCAUGAACAAACGCGAGCAGCAGCGCGAUCAACGGAAAGCACUCAUGCUGAAAGCGCUCAACGACUUGAAUAUCACAUCGAAAACGCGUGACAUGCUCAACAAAAUGGAGCAAGUCCGCGUGGCUGACAUCACGGGAGAUCAAAAGAAAUCGAAGAUUCGAAAUCUUUAUAUUGAGGGCGCGGACGAGCCGGAAACGAAGACCGAAAUGGAAAAGGUGGGGGAAACUCUUGAAAACUUGACGAUUUUAAAAGUU